GACUCGCGGAAAUGAGUCGUAUUCCAUCACUGCUACGCGUCUCCCAGCCACCAGGGAGCGAUAUCGAGCGCUUCUGAAUGAUUUUUCUUCGGCUCUCGGCGAAGCACAGGAGCAGUACACGCGUGUUUCCGCACAUGUGUAGAUUUAUUAGUUUAAAUAUAGUUGUGUUGUAUUUAUCGACACAACGCUGACGAUGCCUGCGUCUGUAAACAAGAAAAGAAACGGCGAAGAUGCUGUUGCAAAGGCAGAAGCUCUCGAUAAUGAAGAGGACUCUCCCAUUGUGAGCCGCACACGGAGCGGUCUCAGACUACGGACACCCGCGGCCAAAACCCCCGUCCGCCGGACCAGAAAGUCUGUUGUGUUAGAAGAUCCGGCAGAAAGCACCCAGUCUCGGCAGGAAUCACCACCCGAUGAAUGUACAGCAGAUACUAAAGGCGAUCAGUGCAGUUCAGAGACAGAACCAGUGUGUCCAGAUGUAUCUACAUCAGCAGAUGUCAGCCAAGAGUCAGUGUCAGACACUGCAGGCUUGAUAGGGUCAGAUCAGACCAGUGAGAAGGAAAAUGUGGUAAAUAAUACAGAGACUGAAUCUACUGGUCCCAUUGACCCCAAGAAAAGGGCCAAAAAAAGAACUCACUCAGAAUCCAGUGAGAAGAAAAUUAUGAUAAUACCUCUUGGGAAACCUAAGUCUGGAAGAGUAUGGAAAGACCGAAAUAAGCAAAGGUUCUCUGCUCUGUUGAGAGACAAACCUCUGCGUACUUCAUGGGAAAAGAAGAUGGAGGCCAAGAGAGAGAAGCAGCUUGUGAAGCAGUACCAACAACAGCUGAAAGAUGAGCAGGCCAGAGAGAAAGAGGAUAAAAAGAAGAGGAGAGCAGAAAACCUGAGAAGACGAGCAGAAAAUGAAAGAAAAUCAGAGAUUGUGCAAGUGAUUAAGAAUACAGCAAAGAUCAAGAGAAUGAAGAAGAAACAGCUGAGGAAGAUUGAGAAAAGAGACACGCUCCCGAUGGUGCAGAAAACACCACCUAGUGUCAAGAAGGGUUCGGGGAAAACAAACAGCAGCUUGUAAAGAGUUUCAACACAGACUGAUGUGAAUCUCAUCAGACUUGCUGUCAUUGAUUUAAAUGUUCAAUGCCCAUUGAAUGAACUGGCAUGACCUCACUAUGGAAGAGACAUUGUGGUAGUGUAAGAAUUUUGGAUCUGUGACUGUUUUACAGAUCAGUAAUUAUGAAAAAAUGCCACUGAGAGGUUUGUGUAUCUGCUUUAAUCUCUGGGUCUGAUGUAAUAUUUGUACAGCAAAUUGAAACACAAAUGAGCUUAGUUUUAAUAUACAUAUUUUUCCCAUCACAUUUUAUGUGAAUGAGUUUAUCCGAUUGUCGCAUGAAAAAAACAAUUCUAAUAAAUGUCUUUAUACAUCCUUACUCGGUCAAUUUGUUUCUAGUACUUGUAUGUCAUUUAUAUUUUUGGUAUUGUUUUAUAGUACAUUAGAAAGGUUUCAUUUUCAAAAUUUCUGACUUUUCACUUGGUUAGAUAUGGUAAUGUUUAUCUAGCCAAGCUGCUUACACUUUCAGUAUCACUGGUCAUUUUACAUGGUGUGGUGAAAUGAUUGGUAUUUUUUAGUCCCAAGCAGUAAACUUACUCGUAGUCCUGCAAGGCAAAAAUCUAAUGUUUAGGACUGGUGAUUUAAAUCUAUGCUCUUCA
Messenger RNA from Onychostoma macrolepis, 1695 nucleotides. It is a transcript of the gene ccdc86, whose product is annotated as coiled-coil domain containing 86. Gene Ontology annotation, cellular component: nucleolus. Bases 194 to 1063 code for a protein of 289 amino acids. The transcript has 4 exons. The record is from RefSeq and is a predicted model, not a curated record. NCBI's taxonomy places the organism in Eukaryota, Metazoa, Chordata, Actinopteri, Cypriniformes, Cyprinidae.